This is a messenger RNA of Zophobas morio, 10370 nucleotides long. Its product is annotated as protein unc-13 homolog A. The transcript has 23 exons. Gene Ontology annotation, cellular component: presynaptic active zone cytoplasmic component; plasma membrane; terminal bouton. The record is from RefSeq and is a predicted model, not a curated record. NCBI's taxonomy places the organism in Eukaryota, Metazoa, Arthropoda, Insecta, Coleoptera, Tenebrionidae. Gene Ontology annotation, molecular function: phospholipid binding; calcium ion binding; calmodulin binding. Bases 543 to 8936 code for a protein of 2797 amino acids. Gene Ontology annotation, biological process: neuromuscular junction development; presynaptic dense core vesicle exocytosis; synaptic vesicle priming.
GGCUCCUAUCACAACGUAAAACGCACCAGUGAUGCUACAACUUUCAUUCAUGCUGUGAUGUGCCGAAGAGAUGUGGCCCUCCGGAGCGGCCUCUGCCGGACCUCCCGGCCCGUCGGUGGCCACGUGUGCAGUGAAAAGUGCCGCAGGAACCCAACGUGCGCCCGUUUUUCGCCCAGUCGGGAAUUUUUCACAGGUUUCUAAAAAACCAACAAGUGUUCACUAACUCGUAAAAAUUUGUGUUGCCAAAAUGUUGUUCGGUGUUCGAAAAGCCAGUGUGGAAUAAGUGUCGACUUUUGCAGAUGUUGUCCAAGAAUGAGCCUCAGACGGAUACGGCAAAAAUGACUCUGCGAGUGUGUCACGUGGCGAGUGACGGUCGUGAGCGGGCCAUCUUCCCCACAGACAUUUCACGCCACCCCCAAGAUGCUUUCCGAUCCGUCGCGUAAACGCUUAAGCUUCUGAGUGAGUGCCCGGGCAACAUAUCAUGCCGAAUCGUCUCCGGGUCGUGAUCAAAUAGACUAAAAUGUAGUAGGACCCGCGGAAAAAUGAGUGAAAACGUGCACCGUAUCGCCGACGGUACCAUGGCGCCCGUCAUGGCGCAGAACUAUGACGCCAACGUCGACUACGUCAUCAACGAGUACAUGGAGCGACUUGGCACCCGCCUGAACAUCCUCGAGACCGAGCUCAAGUACGCGUGGCGCGCUCUGGACCUGUUGUCGCAGGAGUACAUCAAGAUGUGGGAGCGUCUGGAGAAGCUGGAAGGGUUGCUGUACGAGCAACAGAGCGUCAUCUCGCAGCUGCUGGACUUUUACACGUCGGGAGGGGCGGGGUGCAGGCAGAACAUGGGGGCGGGGGCUGCGGCGGUUCUGGACACCAGGCUGGGGGAGCUGGAGGUGAUUCGGGAGAUUCUCGGGAACGGGACGGUGGAGGAUGGGUUGGAGGAGGGUCUGGAUGUGAGUAGAGUGCAGUCGGCGGCUAUCCAAGAACUGGAGUUGGAUGAAAUGCACGUGCCCGACGAGGCGUUCUACAGGAGUUUGAAUCAAGCGUACAGGGAAGAUUUGGUGGGGUGCGACCUGUCGGCUCAAGGGAGUCAGCUGGGGAUGAUCUGGGAAGAGCGCGAAGAUGCAGACGACAACAACGAGAAGAAGAACGAGCUGAAGAAGUUGGAGCAUCUGGAUGAAUCCGAAGAGGUGUUUAGUGCGUUAGAUUACAAAGACUAUAGAGGUAACUCUCCUUGUGUUAGUGAACAGGAUAUAGCUCAACUUUCUCGUAUAGAUACUAUAGAUCAUGUAGCGAUCGAAAAGCUGAACGAAUUAGACAGACUGAGUAGCAAACUACAGCAGGACUCGGAUAAUAUCAAACAGUUGCAGCGGAAACUUUUAGAGUCGCCUAUAACCAUCUCGCAGGAAGGCGAGACCAAAGCUUUGGAAGACAACUCGAAGUCGUUGGACGAGCACUUGAGACACAUGUAUAACGAGUCCGAGAGCUGGAGCUUCUCGAGUAGCUCGAGAGAUCAAGACGAGCUCAUCCUGCUGGCAAAAUCCGAACUUCCUAAUUCCAUCCCGUAUUCAACUAGACCUAGCUCAAGAUUAUCCGUGACUGAUAGCGUUAUAGGAACCGAUACCGAAGUAGCCGAAGUUUUAGCCGGUGGAAUCCGAACACCAACAUCGCCUAGACGUCGUUCUGAAGUGAGCAGUUGUAGCGCUCCUUUCACCACCGUGACCGGGAGGCUCGCCUACAGCGCCGCCGUGCAACAUGUAGACGCCGCGGCGGCCGCCAACUCCAAAAACCCCUUCUACUGCGGCAACUCCUUGAUCGCAGCAUCCUACGAAACAGUUCCUUGCUCCACCCCCAACAUCUUCAACAUCAAAUCCGAACGAGCCCCCUCUCCUUCGUUAUCGGUUUGCAGCGUGAGAACGCGCCAAGACGGUUACAUCGCUGCCGGCACAACGAAUUCCGAUGAAGUACAAAGUAAAGGGGCGUCGCCUAGUCCGCCGCCACCUGCUCCUCUAGACGUAUGCGACGCGUUCCUGAUGCCUAAUAGUACAGCUCCUGUACCACACACAGGACCUAGCCCAGUCUUCCUCGGUACAGACGCGGUACCGUCAUCGUCAAUUAACCUAGAACCGAGAAGGUCGCCAAAAACAUCUCCCAAGAGAAACAAGUCGAACAUAGUAGCUGCAAAGUCCGACUCGGGCUUGUCAUCCAUGAGCGGCUGGUCCAGUCUGGAAAAAUCACCAGGUUCUCCCAAAAACCUCACGUCGAAAAUCGCUGCCUUAAACUACUACGCUGAUGCCGGGGCGAGACAGGCGAGCAACCGCCCGGCGUCUCCGGCGCCGGUCCAACCCGACGAACGCCCGUACCUUGAAUCCAACACCGAUUCCAUCAUCACCCCACACACCAAUAUCUUGCCGGGGGGACAUCAUCUUUCGGCCUUCACCACGGUCAAGUCUCCGUGUAGCUUGGAGACGUCUGAAGGGUACGGGACGUUCGUGCCCGCACCCGCUCCUGCGUCCGAUAUCAACGUGAGCCCCCGCCGGAAAAAGCACCACGCUACGAAAGCCAACUCGUUCGGAGAGUUUAUGUACCGCAACGACCAACCUGCGAUUUAUUCGGUGGCGGGUAGUAAUAGGGAAACGUACACGUCGGUCUACACCAGCAACAGCGCAGAUUACAUCAACCAAACUAUCAACUAUCCCGAUUUGAUUGAGCCUUACGAAAACAACGAAUUCCAUAAUACACAACGGCAUUUUACAUACAAUUCGCUUACAACGACCCAGGCCCCAACCGACUCACCCGGUUCUGGAAGAAGGAGGUCUUUGUCGAGGAUGUACUCCACGAGUAACGGCCACGACGGAGUCGCCAAUCAUGAAGGUUACAAGACGGCGAUGUACAGAACCAUGUUUCCUAGUGGAAAUAUCACGGACGCCCUUUCCUACUACCCGACAUCAUCAAGGUACGAAAGUGGGGUCGUAAAUUUACCGCAAACAGACUACAACGAUCCUUCGGCGUGGCUGAGUUGUCCUCCGGAUGGACACUACCAGGACAGUGCGAGCCCGAGUAGCUCAAUGAGGUCGACCGAAACGUCGGACUACAACCAGAGUCCUUACCUGGAUCAAAGGAGACAACCCCAGCGUCACCAACAACCCAUAUACGAAAACCAGACGCAAAUCGACCAGCACAACAGGCAGUGGAACCAAAGACAAGAAAUACCAUACCUAGAGCUAGACCUGAGGAACAGGAACGUUCCGGAAUACAUAGUACAGCAACAGCAACACGGAGACAAUAAAUACUUUGACGCUAGCAACGUUAUAAUCACGCAAUCAGGGUACAUUACUAUAAACUCAGAAACCGUUGAUACUCACCGUGACGAAAAAACGAAAAAGAGUAAAAAGGGGAACACGCUACGAUCCGCGAUGAGUUCAGUAAGUCACUGGCUGCCCGACCUACACCUAACCAAGCGACACCGGUCUUACUCCCUCCCGUCAGGCGUAAGACGAGAAGACUUAGAAAAGAGCAAAAGCACCCACGUCAAGAGCAACGUCGCCCCUCGUCGGAAAAAAAAGAACGCUAUUGUGUCCACGGUUUCCGGAAUACUACAAAAAGCCAAACGAAAAACCCAUUUCCAACAACCCACGCAAUCUUUAUCCGACCCAGAACAGUCCGAAAACGAAUGGGUCCUACACCGAGCGAGCUCCGUCGUCUCCGAAGACGACCGAAGCGAAGACAGCUACAGCCUCUUCGAAAACCAACCCGACCGCGAUUUAUUCGCUAAAGUCUCCAAACCCAAAACCAGAAACAACAGUCAACAAGAAGCCGCCCCCAAACCUGAAGAAGAUCAAUUACAACUUCAGUUCGAACCGGUGAAGAAGUCUCCACAGACCAGCGACGCGAGUCCCCGGCAAGAGCAAGAUUUCAACGGCGACGCGCUCGCUGCCGAAGAAGAAAUUUCAGGAAAAAGUACGGGCAGCGGCUCCAGUACUAUUUUUCCCACCAUGGGCGACACCAAAAGAAGUUCGGCGUCGUCAGAAAAAAGCGACGAAACCGUCAUCACCGAAAACAAAAUGGUAGUGGUAGUGGGUGGAGCCUCCAUGGAAUUCGCUGUGUCAAGAGCCUUGGGUAAAUACAGACAACAAAAGCAGACAUCAUCGUGUUCAGACGACCAAUUGUCCGAGCAAGGUGUGGUGAUCGAAGAAAUCGCCAGUGAAGAACACCAAGAAAUUGAAGAAAACAAACCCGAAAAACUGGUCGAACAAGCGUCCACUGAAAGUCAGUAUAGCGAUACGAGCAAAGUCGUCUCCAACGGUGAAUUGACUCUCGAAGGAAGCCCAUCAGCGUCCAGUUUACGAACGCAAGUUCACAAGUACCUGCCACGACACCAACAAAGCUUGGAGAUUCCUGGCCACAAAGGCGAAGACGACGAUAGCAAAAGUACGCACUCUUGGCGCAGUACUUCUCGGGUGUCGUCACGACGACAAAGCACCGAAGACAGUAUUGACAGCGAAGACGAAUGGUACUGCUACGAGCUCCGUAAACUCGAAGAGAUGGAGCGCCAGUCGCAACUGGAAGCCGAAAUGGGUGCCACUUUACGCGAAGAACCCGAACUGGAAGAGUUCUACGAACCGUACGAAGAAGUCAAAGAAAGAAUGUCAUUCGUUUUAAGAGAACUCCGAAUGAAAGCCAAAGUCGUCGAAGGGGUCCUAGAUGAAAAAGACAAUAACAUCCACGUUAUCCAGUCGGCGAAGCACCGAGAAAACAACAACCACAACUCGUACGAAGUGGAAGAAGCCCACGCUUUGUUCGACAAAAUCAAUGAAUUUAAAGAAGAACCCGAGGAAGAAGAACCAUCCCGUGAGCCGUCCCCUCCACCUAAAGACGAAGAGCACUCGUCAGGCGAAACCUCGGGUCCUGACAGCCCGCACAUCAGUGUCGACGAGGAAGAAGAAGACGUCAACCAAGAGUUCGCCAGGUGUCACGUACAAAUGAAAGAGAAACCGCUCGAAGAGGCACCGAUCGAAGAAGAAGAACCGAAACCCGAGAAGACCCCCGAGUUGCCUAAAAUUAAAAUAGACGCCGACACCACCAAACCCGAACUAGCUAAAGAAGCGUCCGCUCAAAUGGGUAGUAAAUGGAAGCUACUCAAAGCUUUGAAAGAACGUAAGGCGGAAGAGAAGAGUAACCAAGUUAAAGUUCCUGAAACGACGACUGAAAAGGAUAAAAAUGGGUCGGGACUCAGCGGCGACUCGGCCAACAGGGCGAAUGGACACCCUGGGGAUAAUCCAUUCUACAGCAACAUCGACAGCAUGCCGGACAUCCGACCCAGACGGAAGUCCAUACCCCUCGUAUCCGAACUGACCAUGGCGGCCAAGAGGAACGCCGGACUGACGUCAGCCGUUCCCCGAGCCACCCUCAACGACGAAGAACUGAAAAUGCACGUGUAUAAGAAGACUCUGCAGGCGCUCAUCUACCCGAUCAGCAGCACCACCCCGCAUAACUUCGUGCCGUGGACGGCGACGUCUCCCACGUACUGCUACGAGUGCGAGGGCCUGCUGUGGGGCAUCGCCAGGCAGGGGGUGAGGUGCACAGAGUGCGGGGUCAAGUGCCACGAGAAGUGUAAGGAUCUGCUCAACGCCGAUUGCUUGCAAAGGGCCGCCGAGAAGAGUUCAAAACACGGCGCCGAAGACAAGGCCAACAGCAUCAUCACCGCAAUGAAGGAGCGAAUGAAGCAGAGAGAGAGGGAGAAGCCCGAAAUCUUCGAACUGAUCAGAACUACAUUUUCAGUGGAUCCAGACACACACAUUGAUUCAAUCGAGCAAGCGGAGCAAAUGACUAUAGAAGGCACAUCCAAGUGGUCAUGCAAGAUUGCAAUCACAGUCAAAUCCGCACAAGGACUUAUCGCUAAAGAUAAAAGCGGGACCUCCGACCCCUACGUCACGGUACAAGUGGGGAAAGUAAAGAAGCGCACGAGAACUAUGCCCCAGGACCUGAACCCCGUCUGGGACGAGAAAUUUUAUUUUGAGUGCCACAAUUCCUCCGACAGGAUCAAAGUCAGGGUUUGGGACGAAGAUAACGACCUCAAGAGCAAGCUUCGCCAAAAACUGACGCGAGAAUCCGACGACUUCUUAGGGCAGACGAUCAUCGAAGUCCGUACUCUAUCGGGCGAAAUGGACGUCUGGUACAACUUAGAGAAACGAACCGACAAAUCAGCUGUUUCUGGUGCUAUCCGCUUACACAUAUCUGUCGAAAUCAAAGGUGAAGAAAAAGUGGCCCCAUAUCAUGUCCAGUAUACUUGCCUUCACGAAAAUCUUUUCCAUUAUCUGUGUGAACAAAACUGCGGAGUAGUCAAUUUGCCGCACGCCAAAGGGGACGACGCUUGGAAAGUCUAUUUCGAAGAAGCCGGUGAAGAAAUAGUAGACGAGUUUGCAAUGAGAUACGGUAUAGAAUCGAUUUAUCAAGCCAUGACGCAUUUUCACUGCCUCUCGACGAAGUACCUUUGUCCUGGAGUCCCAGCCGUUAUGAGUAUGCUGCUUGCCAAUAUCAACGCCUACUACGCACACACGACGGCAACUUCGGCUGUAUCCGCAUGUGAUCGCUUCGCGGCUUCCAAUUUCGGGAAAGAGAAAUUCGUAAAACUACUAGAUCAGCUUCACAACUCCCUUCGAAUAGACUUAUCCAUGUACAGGAACAACUUCCCAGCCUCGAGUCCAGACAAACUCAUGGACUUGAAGUCAACCGUCGACCUUCUAACCAGCAUCACCUUCUUCCGGAUGAAAGUCCAAGAGUUGACGAGUCCUCCUCGUGCGAGUACCGUUGUGAAAGACUGCGUUAAGGCCUGCCUCAGAUCCACAUAUCAAUUCCUCUUUGAAAAUACGUACGAGUUGUACAAUCGAGAAUUCCAAAGUGAUCCGAACGAGCCCAAGAGGGAUCCAGAAGAUCACGGUCCAAGACUGGAUAGCGUAGAUUUUUGGCACAAACUCAUCGCACUUAUAGUUUCGGUGAUAGAAGAGGAUAAGAAUAGCUACGGGCCAGUGCUGAACCAGUUUCCGCAAGAACUGAACAUCGGACAGCUUUCGGCCGCCACCAUGUGGAGCCUCUUCGCCGUAGACAUGAAAUACGCCCUCGAAGAGCACGAGCAACACCGCCUGUGCAAAUCCUCCGCGUACAUGAACCUUCACUUCAAAGUAAAAUGGUUAUACUCGAACUACGUUCGAGACGUGCCUCCGUACAAAGGUGCAGUGCCUGAAUAUCCCGCAUGGUUCGAACCUUUCGUCAUGCAGUGGUUGAACGAGAACGACGACGUUUCCUUAGAAUACCUACACGGUGCCUUCAACAGAGACAAAAAGGAUUGCUUCCAAAAAAGCAGCGAGCACGCUCUGUUUUCUAAUUCUGUAGUGGAUGUGUUUACCCAAUUGACCCAGUGCUUCGACGUCGUUUCGAAACUGGAGUGUCCCGACCCGGAGAUCUGGAAACGGUAUAUGAAACGGUUUGCGAAGACCAUCGUCAAGGUGCUGAUUGCGUACGCGGAUAUUGUUAAAAGGGAGUUCCCGGAACACCUCAAGGAGGAACGAAUAGCUUGUAUUCUUAUGAACAACAUACAACAACUACGGGUACAAUUAGAGAAGAUGUUUGAGUCGAUGGGUGGGGAGAAACUUGAAGAGGACGCAGCAAAUAUAUUGAAGGACCUUCAGCAGACUUUGAAUGGGUGUUUGGACGAACUGGCAACACAGUUCGCCUUGAGUCUCGAACCUCGAAUAACUUCAAGCGUGAAAGAACUGGGCGACUUGUUGUUGAACAUCAAGGGUGGUGGUCAACCCGGUACUAGUCAACCGGCGCAACGAAACGUAGUGGCGGGUGAAGCCGACGAGGUACUUCGACCUCUGAUGGACCUCCUCGACGGGUCUCUCUCCCUCUACGCUCAGUCCUGCGAGAAGACCGUCCUCAAGCGUUUGUUGAAAGAACUGUGGAAGAUCGUGAUGAGGAUCCUCGAGAAGACCGUAGUACUACCUCCCAUGACGGACAAGACGAUGAUGUUCAAGAGUCUGACGGACAACGCUCGGAGCUUAGCCACCAAAACCAAAAAGAUCGAAGAUAUGUCAUCCAUCUUCAAGAACCACAUGACGGGCAAACAGGACAUGAAGAACGCCCUCAGUGGCGUCAUGGACAUAUCCAAAGAAGUCGAGAAGAACUUGUCACCUAAGCAAUGCGCCGUCUUAGACGUGGCUCUAGACACCAUCAAGCAGUAUUUCCACGCCGGAGGCAAUGGUCUCAAGAAAGCGUUCCUGGAUAAAAGUUCAGAACUGCAAAGUUUGCGUUACGCCUUAUCUCUAUAUACGCAAACUACCGACACUCUAAUAAAGACUUUUGUCACGACGCAAAUCAAUGAAGAUACCCUUGAUGGACAGGAGGGCAGCGUGGGGGAGGUCUCCAUUCAAGUCGACCUGUUCACUCACCCCGGUACCGGAGAGCACAAAGUAACAGUCAAAGUGGUGGCUGCCAACGACUUGAAGUGGAACGUGGUGUCGGGGAUGUUCCGGCCGUUCGUGGAAGUGAACCUGAUCGGGCCUCACCUUUCCGACAAGAAGCGCAAGCACGCAACCAAAUCAAAAUCGAACAACUGGUCGCCAAAAUAUAACGAAACAUUCCACUUCACAAUCGGUAACGAGGAGCAGUUGGACUACUUCGAGUUGCACAUUUGCGUCAAAGACUACUGCUUCGCUCGAGAAGAUCGGCUGGUCGGGGUUGCUAUAAUGCAGCUGAAGGACAUCGUGGAGAAGGGAUCGUGUGCGUGCUGGUUGUCGCUGGGCAAGCGGAUCCAGAUGGACGAGACGGGCUGGACGAUUCUGCGUAUUUUAUCUCAACGCACAAACGACGAAGUAGCGAAAGAGUUCGUCAAGCUAAAGUCGGACAUCCGUCAGGAGAACCCCCUUCCGAACCAGUGAGACGGCAGUGUUUCUCUGUAGCAUGUUCUUAGCGCUACAAACUUACAGCUGUGUUCAUAAUUCAUUUCAAGCAGUGUAUAAAUUAAUUGUUGAAUGGACCGUCCUUACAGACUGUUGACGUAAAAUUACAUGCAGUUUGAUAUCAUUAUAUAACAUUUAAAUAAUAUUUAUGUGCCUCCUCACCCGAACAUAAACAAUAAGAUUAUUAUAUGCCAUUCACUGAAGAAAAGGAAACUUCAUGAUUGUCUAAUCACACAAAUAUUCAAAUGUAAAAAGUACGCAAUAAAAAAGCAUAACAUAUUUACAUUCCUCUCAUGUAUUUGUACUUAAAAUGUGAUUCAAGUAGUAUAAGAGAUUAAGUAAUAAAUAUCAUAGAUAUUUUUUUAUGCAUGGAGGACUUUGGAUCGCAAUCAUAAUAUGUGCAACAUAAUUUUCAACAUCUCUCUCUAUUCGCACAAAGAAUUUUGUGUUGUCUAGUUAGUACAGGUGGCUCACAAGUGUAACCUCCGAAAAGGGAAUGUUUUUUUACAAUAUAGUCGUGCGAUAUUUCUGGGUCACCUGUAUGCAGCAAAGUUCGAUGUCUAAAGAGAAUAUUUAACAAAUUGAGCCUUACAUAUUUGAUUCGUGCGUUCUCUUUAAACUUUUCGCUUCUAAAUAAAUGUGGACAUUCUGCAUCGCAUUCUUCACUGUGAUAUUCAAGUAAACAGUGUGUAUUUGUGUCGUCUGUGUUGUACUACAUGUGCCGAAUCGCAACUUAAUGUCUAGCAGCGUUCUUUUUUCAAAAAACCAACGUUUUCACAGCUCUCGUCAUAGCAAGUCGACAAUACUUUGAUUUUUUGAAGCAAAAUUUUAAUGUUUUUGGAUAAGCGCGUGUUACUUUAGAUGUAAGUGGUAGUACAGUUUGGAGUAUGUCGAGAACUGAUUAGAUAAAUUACUGAAAUUCUACUCAUCUGUAUCAAUCAUGAUCUUCCAUACUAUUCGAAGUGAACAAAAUUGAUCACGAAUCUGUUUUAUGCGCAUCAAAAAUUUAUUAUUAUUAUAAAGUUCCUUAAUGUAACAUAAUUCAGGCAUAAAACAGAUGGUGGUAUCUCUAUCAUAUCCAUUUGCGGUGCUCUCAGUCCAUAAUCUCAUGUUAGACUGAACUUUCAUACAAUAACUUUCUUGAUGUUGCUACAAAUAUGUUCGAUAUAAAUAUCUCACUAGAUUUUCUCCACCCAUCACCUAGACGACGUUUCUUUCGAUGGUUGAGUGUAUUUUUUCUGGUUCUUUUCGAAUUCGCUGGUGACGUUUAAAUCGUACAAAUCGUUAUGAUAAACUUAUCUGUACAUGAAUAGUUACAUUAUAAAGGUUUUCUAGAUUAUAUUCUAUUCGUAAUUUAUAUGUAUAUGUAAUUAGACUACAUGAAUACAUGUCUUUUUUAAUUUUAUAUAUAUU